CCUGGGCGGAGGCCAGUGUGUCUUCCCAGCCUGCCCCAGAGGAGCAUUGCUGGGUGGCCAGGGCAGGGCUGCCUACCCAUCCCUGGCCCCUGGACCCCUGGCAUCUGGGGCAGAAGCAACAUCAAAGCAGGGAUUGGCCAGCUCCCACCCCAAAUGCCAAGCAGGCCAGGCUCAGGGAGCACUUGGGGGCGUGACGAAUCCCAGCCAGUCUCCAGCUCGCGUCCCCGGGCCAGUCUGCCUUGGGCCUUGCCCCACCAUGACGCGCCCAUCAUUCAGCCUGGCUCAUCUGCUCACCCUUUCGGGACUGCUGUGCUACUCAUCUUGCAGCCUGGCCCUUCCUGGCCUGGAUCAGAAGAAACGUGGCAGCCACAAAGCAUGCUGCCUGCUGACACCCCCUCCACCCCCACUGUUCCCACCACCCUUCUUCAGAGGGGGCCGAAGUCCGCUUCUCUCCCCAGACAUGAAGAAUCUCCUCCUGGAACUCGAGACCACACAGUCCCCAUGCAUGCAGGGCUCUCUCGGCUCCCCUGGACCCCCCGGCCCCCAGGGUCCACCCGGACUUCCUGGCAAGACAGGACCAAAGGGAGAAAAGGGGGAGCUUGGCCGACCAGGAAGGAAGGGUAGACCUGGCCCCCCAGGUGUUCCUGGCAUGCCUGGGCCUGUCGGCUGGCCUGGCCCUGAAGGACCCAGGGGUGAAAAAGGUGACCUGGGCAUGAUGGGCUUGCCAGGGUCAAGAGGACCAAUGGGCUCCAAGGGCUACCCAGGAUCCAGAGGGGAAAAGGGAUCCAGAGGUGAAAGGGGUGACUUGGGUCCCAAAGGAGAAAAGGGUUUCCCAGGAUUUCCUGGAAUGUUGGGGCAAAAAGGUGAAAUGGGUCCAAAGGGUGAACCUGGGAUAGCAGGACACCGAGGACCCACAGGAAGACCGGGGAAACGUGGCAAGCAGGGACAGAAGGGAGAUAGUGGAGUUAUGGGCCCACCUGGCAAGCCUGGGCCUUCUGGUCAACCUGGUCGUCCAGGCCCCCCGGGGCCCCCAGGCCCCCCAUCUGCAGGACAACUUGUAAUGGGACCCAAAGGGGAGCGAGGAUAUCCUGGGCCCCCAGGAAGAUGUCUUUGUGGACCCUCUGUGAAUGUGAAUAACCCUUCCUACGGGGAAUCCAUGUAUGGGCCCAGCUCCCUGCGAGUUCCUGUGAUUUUUGUGGUCAACAACCAGGAGGAACUCGAGAGGCUGAACACUCAGAACGCCAUUGCCUUCCGCAGAGACCAGAGAUCUCUGUACUUCAAGGACAGCCUUGGCUGGCUUCCCAUCCAGCUGACCCCUUUCUACCCUGUGGAUUCUACUAUAGACCAGCGUGGCACCUGUGGGGAUGGGGUUCUGCAGCCUGGGGAGGAGUGUGACGACGGGAACCAGGACGUGGGUGACGACUGCAUCAGUUGUCACCGGGCCUACUGUGGAGAUGGUCACCGGCACGAGGGCGUGGAGGACUGUGACGGCUCCGACUUUGGCUACCUGACAUGCGAGACCUAUCUCCCUGGGUCAUAUGGAGACCUGCGGUGCACCCAGUACUGUUACAUCGACUCCACACCCUGCCGCUACUUCACAUGAGGGGUGUGAGGAACAGGUGGGCUGCAGCCCACAGAACUGGCAGCAGCUUCCUCAACCCCUGUCAAGUUGGCCUUGCGCUCUCCUGGGCCAGUGUCCACCAACUUUUGUGUGACAAAAACAAGGAUGAAUUCUCGCUGCUAAGACGUGUUUUUGACUCUGUCUGACUGGAAGAAUUUAGGACCACUGCAUCCUGUCUUAAUCCAAAGUACCAGAAAACUUUCUACAUGCCCACCCUGGGAACUGUUCCCUGCCUCUACCAUCUGGCCUAAGAGCCAGCUAAAAUGCCCUUUCUCUUCUGGAUUGUCGUUGGCACAGGCCGUGGACUUGGCUUAGCACUGUUAGACUCAUGUAAACCUGCAGGGCUGUUUUAGUUUGUUGGGAGCUGAUUUGGGAAGUCUAGUGUAUAGGCUUCUUGGUCUCUUGGACCUCCAGACACACAGGUGUUCUUAGCUGGGCAGCCAGUUGUCAGGUCUCUCAAAGGCCUGAGAACCACACAGCAGUGAAGUGGACAUGUUCUCUCAUUGUGGCUCACAGCUUUGGACCCCGCCAGGGACUCUUCAUCUGGUCAGAGGACAACCCGGCUUCAUGUGGAAAUGGCUCCCCCAGGAAGAGACCCAACUGUGAAAAAGUACUGAGAAUGCCACAAAACCCAUGCUCACCUUUGCACUGCCCACUCAGGAAAUGACCCCUGAGCAGAGGGUGGAGGCUCAGCUGAGUCACUUGCCUGCAAACAACAGCAGAGCAGUGGCCUCUCUCUUCUUGAUGUUUCCCACAGCGGGAUUCUUAAGAGAUUCAAAAUCCCUGCCCAUCUUGAUCUUGUGGCUUUCUGUACUUUGACCUCUGUCUUGCAAGGAGUGCCCCUCAUUUCCAUUUCCUGUUCAGGAGACUCACUC
This is a messenger RNA of Marmota flaviventris (yellow-bellied marmot), 2496 nucleotides long. NCBI's taxonomy places the organism in Eukaryota, Metazoa, Chordata, Mammalia, Rodentia, Sciuridae. The record is from RefSeq and is a predicted model, not a curated record.